AUGAGCGAUCUUCUGGAAAUACCCGGAGAGUUCAAGACGUGGGUUCUGCGGCGACAUCGCAUUUUGGGUAAGGGAAACUUUGGGUGUGCGACGCUAUAUGAAGAAGUUAAUAAUCCUGGCAACUUCGUCGUUGUGAAGGAUGUUAACAUGCAGACGAUGAAGAAAGAAGAUGAGAUGAAGGCUCUGGAAAUGGAGGUAACUAUACUUCGCCGCUCUCGUGGCCAUCCAAACAUUGUUCAAUUCCUUGAUUACUACCACGAUGGAGAGUUCAUGGCCUAUAUUGUAAUGGAAUAUUGCGAACGUGGAGACUUGGCCAAGCUAGAAGAAGAAUCAAAGUUUCGUGCAUCACACCAGUCAGAGAGUUUCGUUGCCUCCGUACUGAUACAGAUGCUUGCUGGUCUCUAUUUUUUACACGUGGAUCAGCACACAUUACAUCGCGAUAUCAAACCGCAGAAUUUAUUUCUAUGUAGCGAUUACACACUGCGCAUUGGGGAUUUUGGUGUGUCAACGAUUCUUGAACAGUUCGGUAGUGUGGCGAAGGCAGUAUGUGGCUCUCCGUUUUAUAUGGCACCAGAGUUGUGUGAGGAAAAAGCAUAUGAUGGUAAGGCUGAUAUCUGGAGUCUAGGCGUUACACUGUACGAGUUGAUGGUGAUGGAACGGCCCUUUGACGCCACAUCUGUUCCAGCUCUCACGCGGCAAAUCACGCGUGGGACGUACAACCCAAUACCAUCUGAUCUUCCGUAUUCUAGACAGUUGGUAGAAUUGGUACAGUCAUUCCUUCAAGUAUCUACUACAACUCGUCCAACACUACGCCGCGCGUUACGAAGCACGUUUGUGCAGAGUCAUCUUUCUUCUCUUCCUCUUAGCUGUCUCGAGUCAUCACACUAUUCCAAACUUUUUGGUGAAGACCUUAUUGAGAAUGCAAUAAAGAAUAUAAAAAAAGUUGAUCCCAAAAUAAACAAUGGUAAGGGUAAUAAUAAUAGAUUUGAAUUUAGUGAAAAGGGGAAUCAUACUCUAGUUUCAUCAUCUCCUCCGAACGACAUGUCAGAGUUAGAGAAGUGGCUGGAGACUGGGAAGGAUGCUGCCGAAGAUUUUCUUGGCAUUGGACUUCAAAAGCGAGAAGUGACAGUGGGACUUGGGUCAAAUCAGCGACCUAACGAUAGUAGCAUAACUGAAAAACAAAAUUUUCUGACGGGGAGUACCCCAUUGGAUAAUAUAUCACACCAGAAACAACAACAACAACAACAACUUUAUCCUCAGAAAAAUGAUGCUGAGGAAUGGGAUAAUGCCUAUGAGGAUGACUUUGAAAGUGAGAGCAGUAGUAAUUCCCAAUGA
This is a messenger RNA of Trypanosoma theileri, 1335 nucleotides long. Its product is annotated as protein kinase. The transcript has a single exon. Gene Ontology annotation, molecular function: protein kinase activity; ATP binding. Gene Ontology annotation, biological process: protein phosphorylation. Bases 1 to 1335 code for a protein of 444 amino acids. NCBI's taxonomy places the organism in Eukaryota, Euglenozoa, Kinetoplastea, Trypanosomatida, Trypanosomatidae. The record is from RefSeq and is a predicted model, not a curated record.